UGCGUGACAUGCCAGUGCACGCAGUGCCGUAAAAACGGCGGCUCCCUCAUGGCCUACUUCCACCAACUACCAGCCUCUGGCGUCGCAUUCACCUCACAGACGACGCUCUCACGGUACCACGCCACCGAGGGCUGCGCGCGAGGAUUCUGUACUGCCUGCGGGAGCUGGCUCUUCUGGCGCCGCGAGGCCGCGGACACCAUCAGCAUGUCAGUCGGCACGCUCGACGAGGAUGUGCUGAAGCGCUGGGGAAAGUUGCUAGCACACGCCGAGUUGCAUUUCUGGUGUGAGAAUGAGAUUGAGGGUGCUACUGAUCAUCUUCAAGGGGAGAAGUGGAAGCAAGAUAAUGAGGGCGAGGGAGCUGAGAGGAUGAAUUAA
Molecule: messenger RNA, 375 nt
Organism: Fusarium vanettenii 77-13-4
Lineage: Eukaryota; Fungi; Ascomycota; Sordariomycetes; Hypocreales; Nectriaceae
Exons: 1
Molecular function (GO): carbon-sulfur lyase activity
Source: RefSeq, a predicted model, not a curated record